AUGAAAGGGGGACUUGGCAAAAUUGAAGAGAACCCAUUAGGGUUUCUUGGGAAUGAGGAGCUUCCAACGACUAUAAAAGGAGGUACCUCCUACCCAUUAAACUCAACCAGAGCAGUCGAGCAAGCUUAUUCUCUAACUACUAACAUCAAGCCCAAGUGCCUCACCUUCUAUCUCCUUCUUAUUUAUCCUAAGCAACACACAUCUGAGGAGCAAGCUUUAUCUCUCCUCCCUAAAGCCUCUGUAAUUUUGAGCCCUAUUCCUCCAUCUCCUCCUCUUUUCUCUUCUGUUAAAACACUCUAG
Messenger RNA from Prunus armeniaca (apricot), 300 nucleotides. The record is from the annotation of a GenBank genome assembly. Lineage: Eukaryota; Viridiplantae; Streptophyta; Magnoliopsida; Rosales; Rosaceae.